AUGCCGGUCCCCGGGAGCGAUCCCGUCUCCCGAUUCGGUCUUCAAUCACGUCCCGCUCCCGCUUCUCCGCGUAAUUCAACGUCUCGAACCUUCCCAAAAUACCGAGGUAGUAGCCAAGCAAUUUGCGGUAUCUGUAGCAUUUUCUGUCUAAGACAGACUUGGAGUUGCAGUUGUUUCCUUGGUCCGGGACUCCGGUCACCGGUGACAUUCCGUUACGGAUUAUCCGACGUGUGCAACAAAAACGAACGACAGCUUUCAAAACACCUACUACAUACCUCACUCACAAUUGGAAGGAGCCCCGGUCGGGUCGCCAGAAUGGACGCUCGGGUACUAAAGCAGCUCAGAUAUAUAAAGCCCAUGGGGAUCCCAACUCAUGAAGCCUUCGAAUGCCAUCUUCUCACAACGCAAACUACAAUAUUCCAGAAAGAAAGCAACCCAAACCCAAACCUGAAGCUACAUACAAGCUUGAAGAAGUCAACAGCUCCAAGCUUCCACCCACUCGUUCAUAACACCCACACAAGCACAUCCAACUUAUCAACAUGUCCACCACCGCCAUCCCCAUCGCUUCCUUCGGCAACAACCCCAAGGUCGCCCAGGCCAUUCGUGAUAAGCUUCUUCCAGAAUAUGACGUCGUCCACACAACCCUCGACCUCUCCACCUCCCUCUCCGAACUUCCCUCCCUCUGCAACGCCAACAACAACGACAACGCCAGCGCCUCUACCCCAGCCGACCGCAAGGUGCCCAAGGCCAUCAUCUUCGGCGGCGGCGUGUCGCCCUCGGACGCCGAGCAGGUGA
Sordaria macrospora k-hell is the source of this 795-nucleotide messenger RNA. RefSeq lists its product as uncharacterized. Lineage: Eukaryota; Fungi; Ascomycota; Sordariomycetes; Sordariales; Sordariaceae. The record is from RefSeq and is a predicted model, not a curated record.